Molecule: messenger RNA, 3512 nt
Organism: Spizellomyces punctatus DAOM BR117
Lineage: Eukaryota; Fungi; Chytridiomycota; Chytridiomycetes; Spizellomycetales; Spizellomycetaceae
Exons: 24
Coding region: 1-3474 (1157 amino acids)
Biological process (GO): intraciliary retrograde transport; protein localization to cilium; non-motile cilium assembly
Cellular component (GO): intraciliary transport particle A; non-motile cilium
Molecular function (GO): protein binding
Source: RefSeq, a predicted model, not a curated record
AUGUUCAUAUACCUGAGUAAAAAGAUCGCGAUUCCGAACGGGGUCAAACUUCGUACAGUGGCAUGGAACAACGACCAAGGAUGGAUAGCAUGUGGUGGGGAAGAGGGAUUACUAAAGGUGCUCAAGCUUGAGAAUGCCGCAAAUGCAUCUGGAGCUGGAGAUGGGCAAACAGGAGGGAAUGAGCGCUUGAAUAAAGCAGCAGCUGCGCCCUCAAAUUUGUCGAUGAAUCAAACUCUGGAAGGACACAACGGAGCUGUUGUGGUAUCCACAUGGAAUAUCCAGCACCGGAAACUCACAACAUCUGACGACAACGGGUUGAUUAUUGUGUGGAUACUGUACAAAGGGAUUUGGUAUGAAGAAAUGAUAAAUAACCGUAACAAAAGCGUGGUGUCGGAUAUGCAGUGGAACAAAGAUGGGGGCAAGAUCUGCAUUAUUUAUGAAGACGGGGCGGUGAUUGUUGGUUCUGUGGAUGGGAAUAGGUUAUGGGGCAAGGAGCUGAAAACAAAUCUUUCCCAUGUACAAUGGACACCCGAUGGACAGCGCAUUCUCUUUGGCACUGCUGCCGGAGAGCUGCACUUAUAUGAUAGCACAGACAAAGGUUCAAAAUUACUGCAGCGAUUCAGCAGCAUCCAUGAAGAUCGCGGCCAUGGACUGGUAAGUGCACGCAAUCAUGAACGCAUCGCCAAAAAUUGCCUGCCUGGCAUCUGCUUUGAGAACGGAAAAAUACAGCUUAUGCGUGAUGAGAUGGAUGUCGCGCCUAUAAUUAUUGACACAAACUUACGGCAUCUGAAUAUGAAGUGGAACAACAACGGUUCGCUUCUUGCUGUGGCAGGUGUGCAGUAUGCACGCAAUGCACAAGGGGAGGAGAAAGAAAUCAAUGUGGUUCAGUUUUAUGAUCCGUAUGGUCAGUUUUUGCGCCUGCUAAAAGUCCCAGGAAAGCGCAUAAACGCGUUAUCGUGGGAGUACAGUGGACUCCGCAUUGCACUUGCUGUCGAUUCUUUCAUUUACUUCGCAAACGUUCGGCCGGAUUACAAAUGGACGUUUUUUGCCGGGGAUGUUCUGGCAUACACGUAUCAUCGCCCUGACAGGACCGAAAGUGCGCUCACUUUCUGGAAUACGAAAACAAACGAAAAAUACACAAAACCUGUAAGCAAGCUUCUCCUAAUGACUUCAUUUGGAGAGCACAGCUUACUCGUGACGAAGCUGGACGAGGAAGGCACAGACCAGUACAUACUGACUGUGGUGAACGCAAUUGGGACGCCGCAGGAAAGCAAAUAUAUCGAAUUCGAGCCUAAGUUUGCCGCAAUCACCAAGCAUCACGUCUUUGUGGCAUCCUCCGAUAUUGUUCUACAUUGGCACUUCAAAGUCGCUGCUACCACGAGAUUGACGGCACUUGAUGGCAGGUCACUAGCAUUCGUCGUUCGUCGAACGGAUGCGCGCGAAAGGGCGUUCCACAUCGACGACGUAACCAUCGUUGGGGCGGGUAUUAGUGGUGCAUCUGUUCUGGACUUGAAAACAAAACGUGCAACAGCAGAUGCCAUCGUAAGCAUUGCAGCAUGUGAUGCGACACUCUUGGUAGCACGGCUGUCGGGCUCGAUACAUCAGUUUGUCCUGCCAUCCAUGACCUUGGACAAUAAAUAUUCAAUUCCAUUCCGCCCGCAAUCGAUCUCUCUCAACUGCGAUGCCAGUAGAGUGGCGAUUCUGGAUUCAUCUGGAAUGCUCAAAUUGAUGGAACUGGAGAAGAAGACACCGGGCCUGCCAAAGACAAGCCGCGGUACCGGGGCUCCCCGUGAUGGCGGGAAUCUGUUAAAUUUUGAGAGAAAGGACGUUUGGGAUAUUCGCUGGUCCGACGACAAUCCAGAACUUUUCGCAAUUAUGGAGAAGACGCGUAUGUACGUCUUCCGUAACUUGGAUCCAGAAGAACCCAUUACGUGCGCGGGAUAUAUAUGUUGCUUCAAUAAUCUUCAGAUCAAAGCGGCAAUGCUGGACGAAAUUAUGUUGCAACCUGACACACCGUCCAGAGAGCAGUUAAUUAACAUUGAAACAAAAUCUCUGCGGGAUACGCGAAAUAUCUUGUCGCAAGUUGGUCUCGCAGAUGGCCAUCAGUUUGUGGAGGACAAUCCACAUCCUCGUCUGUGGAAACUUAUCGUUGAUGCUGCCUUGGAGCAACUCGACUUUAAUAUCGCUCAGAAAGCGCUGGUGAAGUGCAUGGAUUACCCUGGUCUGCAAUUUAUCAAAAGACUUCAGAAGAUGGACGACAAUCUGAAGCAAAGAGCUGAAAUUGCGGCUUUUUUUGGUCAAUAUGAGGUGGCUGAAAAGGUAUAUCUUGAUAUGGACCGAAAAGACCUUGCCAUUGAGCUCCGUGAAAAAACUGGAGACUGGUUUCGAGUUGUUCAAUUGAUCAAAAGCGGCGGUGGAGGUGAUGAUGUCAUGCUGGAGAAGGCCUGGAAUCACAUUGGUGACUAUUAUUAUGAUCGUCAGCGAUGGUCCCAAGCAGCGACCUACUACGCACAAGGACGGAAAUUCGAAAGGCUUGCCGAGUGUUAUUACCUAGUUGAAGACUAUGACGCGCUUGAAAAACUUGCGCUUAACUUACCCGAGGGCAAUCCGCUACUCAGGGAUAUAGCAGAGAACUUUGUCAGCGUGGGUCUUGUCGAAGAAGCAGUUCGAGCUUAUCUGAAAAUUGGGGACAUCAAAGCCGCCGUAGAUACGUGCGUCCAUCUCAAUCAGUGGAAUACAGCUGUAGACUUGGCCCAACGGCAUAGCUUUAAAGAUAUCGAAGGAUUGUUGACGCAAUAUGCCAGUCAUCUGCUGGAGAAGGGAAAGAAGCUCGAAGUGAUUGAGUUAUACAGGAAGGCGAACUACUGCGAGAAGUCUGCCAAUCUGCUAUAUGAGCUUGCACAAGAAGCGGCAAAGUCGAAUAAGAGCCCCUUAAUCAUCAAGAAGAUGUAUGUUUUGGCCGCACUUGAGGUGGAACGCUAUCAUCAAUUGACAAGGAUGGAGCGGGGCGGACAAGAGGCGGUACCUGCUUUAGAGGGCUUACUCGCCGAGGAUGCAAAAGCCCCUAUGGAAAGCAAGUUUCUCGACAACGCCUGGAGAGGAGCGGAAGCAUAUCACUUCUACAUGCUUGUACAACGGCAGUUUUAUGCGGGCAAUAUUGAAGCUGCUGUCAAAACAGCACUACAUUUACGCGAAUACGAUGACAUACUUGAUGCUAAGGUUAUAUUUAGUCUUCUGGGUCUCGUGAGCAUUCAUGCGAAGAGAUUCGGAGCAUGCUCGAAAGCGUUUAUGAAACUGGAAGCAAUCCCCGCAACAUCAGAUCAUGAAGUGGAACAGUUCGAGAAAUUAGCAUUGAAUAUCUUUACAAAAUAUCCACCCCAUGAGCCGAAAGGCCAUCAUGUGGCAUGUACAAACUGUGGAGGGGUCAUUCGAGACAGGUUCGUGCAAGAUAUUCUGACGAUCUUCUGUUACUAAUUUUCUGCUUUGGUACAGCGAUACUUUCUGCACACAUU